This is a messenger RNA of Xyrichtys novacula (pearly razorfish), 3016 nucleotides long. The record is from the annotation of a GenBank genome assembly. Lineage: Eukaryota; Metazoa; Chordata; Actinopteri; Labriformes; Labridae.
GACAGACUGAGCAGGAGUUCAGCUGCCUGCUCUGAGCCAUGGCCACAUUUUACCAGAUAUUUCUGCUGUUAUCAGGUAAGAUGACUGUGUUCUUUGUAGUUAAGGUGCAUAAAAUGAAUAGGGGGAGGGUCUGUUUAGGGGCUUAAGGGAGUUCCCCCCAGGUUACGGCUGUCUCCAGGUAAAAAUGCUUGCGUCUACUUGUGCACAGAGGUGUUUCUUACACGCUGAGCUCUUUUCACAUGUUUCUUGUUGAGCCUGAGUCUGCUAAUUUUGGAGGUUUAAAGUAGAGUUCAGCUUCAUUUACUUCCAUUAUGCACUCUAGUACACCACUUACCCAAUUCAAAGUUAAUUAUGUGCUUAAAGUCUUCAGAGAGGUGUUGAAACUGUUUUUAUAAGGUGUUGCUGUGUGGUGUUAUGUGCUUCAUUUUUUCUGUCUUCAAUCACUGACACCAACAAGGUUUAUAAUAACAGAAAAUUGUCUCUAUUUACCCUUUAAAAAUAAAACUUUUAAUCUUAAAUGUGGGUCAGGUGCACUGCCUUACUGGUUUAAAUAAUUACUUGUAGGUAGGGCUGUCUUGAAAGGUGUGGUGGUGAGCAAACAAAGGGUGGAGAAACAAAAAGGACUAUCUAAAUCUUAAACAUGAUAUGCUGCAGUUAAAAAGGCUUUUUUUUUUUUCUAACAGGGGACAAAGAAUGAAGGACAGGGCUUUUCAAAUGUAACAGUUCCCUUGGGUGUAAACUAAAUUUGAUAUUUUCCCCUCCUCCUCUGAUGGCCAUUUCUCAAAGCAGUGGCUUUACCCUCUGCGAUGAUGCUGAAGUCCCAGCGGGCAAAAAGGAGUUUAGUGGAGUUUGCGGGGGUUGUCCAGUGCAGCACAGGGAUCACUCCUCUGGCAUACCUGGGGUAUGGAUGCUACUGUGGGCCUGGAGGUCAAGGUCAACCCAGAGACGAAACAGACUGGUGAGGUUUAAAAAUGCAACACUUUCAAGGCUGUUUCUUUAGACUGAAAUCUCACAAGAACACCUGAUGAUAGUCUUAAACACUCAUUUGACACUCAUAUCCUACCCACAGGCAAUUUCAUGUGGAGUUAUACUGUGUUGUCUAAUGUUGCAAUCCAACCCUGUCUUUGAAAUAGCCCUGGCAGGAUAAAAUACCACCGCCCUGCAUCUUUGACUUGUGUCAUCUAUUAAAGCCUUAAAUCAAAGUUGCACUCAAUCUGUGUGUCUGCAGGUGUUGCUUCAGACAUGACUGCUGUUAUGGAGAAAUUGAACUUCAAGGAUGCCAAUCCAAACUAGGCAGUUAUAGCUGGACAUGUGAGAACAACAUGCCUCAUUGUGGUGAGACCUUCUUAUACGCAUGCUGAUGGCAUAUUUGAGCGUUCGAAACUUUGAAAGCACAAGGCGGCGUGUUUAUAUCAUAAUUUUCUUGCAUUUAAAUCUUAUGAGUCAGAGCAAUUUCUGCUUAAAAAUAGCAACACUUAAUUGUUAUUAAAUGUUAAGCACGUUAAGCCCGGGUGUGUCCUGAGUGAUGGCCAAGAAUAACAUGAGCACUUAAUGAAAUCUACCACCCUAUAGUAAUAAUCCAUGACUGCUUAUAGAUGGUGUUUAUGUCAAAAUCAACUCUUUUGACUGUGUUGAUAAGCAGCUAUUUUCUUUGCUCUUGAACAAAACACAUUUUCUUAAGUCGGUGCUUUAAACUGUAGAAAAAUAUUUUAGCUAUUCUAUAAGAGCUGCAUAGAACAGGUAAACUUCAGGAAAACAUCUUCUUAAAUCUUUAAAGACAUGAGCUUAAAAGAUUUAAAUGUUGUUUUUCUUUGAGUAAGAAUAAUCACACUAGAAUAUAACUUGCCAGGAGUUUAAGAAGAUAUGAUUAGUGGAGGCAGGAAGGACAUUCAAGCCAUCCAUUCAUGUGUGAAGUGUAGGCAUGCAUGCACUUAGGUGUAGGUGUGUUUGUUUGUCUGCGCGAGUAUCUUUAAACACACAUGAAGCUAUUCUAGUCAUUAAAGUCUGCACCUUUUUUUAAUCUAUCACCAGAUAUGCAGACUUGUUUUUGAUAUUUAUUUUAAAAAGCUUUAAUUUUGCUUUGAAAUUGUCUUUUCAGUCAAUCAAUCAAUUGUAGUUCACAACAAUUUCUGAAGACGUUUCACACAAGGAGGUAAACUGCCUCUGUUAUUCAAAGCUCCUGUAAGGAACUCUUGGUUUGUACAGUCUCUGUUUUUUUUCUCCUACAUGCUUUAAGAGCAUCUUCAAAUUUAUCAAUAAUUGUGAAUGAUUCAUAUGGAAACUGUUAAAACAGGGCUGGGUCAGCUGACACCCUCCCACUAGUUUCAAACAUCAAAAAUCAGGAUAUAAAAAUUGUCAGACUUGUUGUUGAUGGUCUUGUUUGUUUUUGCUUGCUCAAUGUGAAUUUCAGUUAAUUACAUUAACGUGAAAAAACGUAUGUCUUGCAAAUUGCAGGAGUGAAAUACAUUUUUCAGAUGAUAGUGAAACUGUUUCAAGCUUUACAAUCAAAAAAGUGUGACGAUAUUUCCUGGGAAACUUCAAAUUUGUACGAAUUCAUGUUUGUGUUUGUUUGCAGAUGAUCUGGAGGACAACUGCGAAAAGCUGAUUUGCGAGUGUGACAGGAAAUGUGCCGAAUGUUUGGGAAAAGCACCGUAUGACAAAGAAAAUAUACUCUGGCCUGAUAUUUUCUGUUCAGAAGACCCACCAGUAUGUAACAAAACAAUCCAACAGUAGAGGCCACAUGUGACAGUAAUAUUGGUAAUGUUACUGUGACAUUGUCAAAGACACUUGUAUUCUUUUCUCUUCUAAAAUCAUUAUCAGAUUCUCCUUAUUGACUUUAAAUGAACAUUUAGUGUUACUGUGCGUUCACAUCAAGCACAAAUUAAAUCAAAUACUCCCUCAAUUCGCACCACCAGGAUAGAAAGAGCGUCUAAUCACGUCUUUGCAUUGACUUUACAUGUAAUUCAUUCAUGUGAAUAAUUUAUCUUGUGCUUGGUGUGAACGCCCCUUUAGAGGU